AUGGACUUUUCUUGCGGAUUGUGCCAGGAGGUAUUUGGCGGGUUCCGCAAGGCCCAAAAACACAUUAGCACCAGCAACCACUAUCGAUUCAAGGCUGGGCCCAAUGACGUGGCGUGUGAGAAGUGUGGGAUGAUGAACAUUGCAGAUCUCGUCGUGCUACAAUUUGGAGGCAACAAGCUGGACCUAAUGUGUAGACGGUGCGCAGGCGGCGUCAAGGGCAUGCGUGAGUACGCUCUGGGCAAGACGGACAAUUUCAUGAAGGUUGUUGCAGAUUACUUUAUCGUCAAGAAGGCCGGUCCUGGCGAUGACGACGACUAUCUGGCCAAGGUCACGGGGGAUGAUCAGUAUCGUCUGCGAGACCGCAAGAAAGGCAAGGGCCGCUCCUUUGGAAAACCUUCCCGUCCGAGCACCAAGCGAGAGACGCCAAAGGGUCCAAAGGGUUCUCUCCAGCCUGAAAAAAGCGCACAGAACAGACAGAAUGAAGCACAGAAAGACGGCACAAAACCACAGGAAAAACCAUCCUCAAAGCCUGAAAAACCUGCCAAAGACAAGAAGGUCUCUGUUAAGGGACAAAAAGGUCCAAGAGGUCCCAAAGAGACAAACGGUAGGCACGUCAAGAACCAGCCACCAAAAGCAAGAGCCAAGGCCUCGGAGAGAGGAAAGACUGUCGGAGCGAAGCAGAAACAGUCUCCGGCGCCUUUGGUUCCUGCUCCAUCUCUUAAUUCCCAAAUUAUGCUUGUGGAGCAGCUCAUCAGGUCCUCAGCCACUGAAAUCCCCCUCAAGUAUGAGUCUCUGCCUGAAUAUUUCCACCACCUGUGCUACGGGCUUUUCCUUGAAGAGUUAUUCGAAACCCAGUUUUUAACAAGGGUGACAGUGUCGUGGUCUCGUGAAGACCCUUAUGGAGAGUUCACUGCUGAGGUUGACAAAAAAGAGGCCGAGGAGUAUUCGAAAAACGACCCGUUGUCUCACCUGAAAAACGGACCGUUCAGCAGAGGCCAGGCGUUUUUCCUGGUGCGCAAGUCGGCGGUCAAACUUGCGGAGAGGCCGGAGUUCUGGUGCUGUGCGGCGCAAUUCUCCAAGAUGUCACGCAAUUCCAAUAAAGUCACGAUUCCGAUGGACGUCUACAAGUGGAACCUCGAGCCUAUUCCGUCGGGAGCCCCGGUCUCGGGUUUUGCGCUGCUUCCCUGCGGAGCUGUGGUCACAAGAGUGAUGCAGGCGAUCGAGAGACUGGAGAACACCCACUUCAAAGACAUGUUGCUGGGCCAAAAGCCUAUCCGGCAGAUUUUCUUCAAAAACAGAAUCUCGAGCCUCAAAAACACCCUGAACGAGUCGCAGUCUGUUGCUUUACAGUCGGCUUUAAACAACCAAAUUACGAUUUUGAAGGGCCCUCCGGGGUCGGGGAAGACAUCGACGAUCUACGAGAUGAUCUUGCAAUUGCUGGACCAGCUGCAUUACCACCCAAUUCUCGUCGUUGCGGCUUCCAACAUUGCCGUGGACAACAUUGCCGAAAAAAUGAUGAAGGACCACAAAGACGACAUCAUCAGAGUGCUCUCGAUGGCAAAGGAAAGCGAGUAUAACAAAGACCACCCGCUUGCGGACAUAUGUCUGCAUCACAAAAUUAGGGAUCGUCUGCCGUCCCAUGCUCAGGAAACGUUACGUAAUCUGGCAACUGGCAAAGCGCACAAAGUGUCUAAGAACCAGUUCAAGAAGCUAAUCGAGACCAACAAAGACUUGAGCAGGCUGCUCAUUGGCCAGGCGAAGGUGAUAUUCUCGACCACGGUGGCCAUCGGAGGCCCGCAUUUGCGUGAUCUCGCGCAACUGCCGGUGGUCAUUAUUGACGAGGCCACGCAAUCGUCCGAGCCCAGCUCGCUAAUUCCGCUGGCCGCUCCAAAUGUCCAGAAGGUGGUUUUCGUUGGGGAUGAGGCUCAGCUGAGCUCAUACACCCGCGUGAAGUCGCUGGAGAUGUCUCUUUUCGAAAGAACGCUCAAAAAUGGCACGUAUCAAUCUCCGCUAAUGUUUGACACACAGUACAGAAUGCACCCAGAAAUUAGCGAGUUCCCGCGGAUGGAGUUUUACGAGGGCAAGCUGAAAGAUGGUAUCACGGCCGAGGACAGAAAAGUUGCCGGUAUCUCGUACCCGCUGUUUUUCUGGGACCAUGCUGGAGAGGCCAGAGAAAGCAGGGUCCGCUCGCUUAGAGUGGGAGAAGAGACAGGAUACACGUAUGUGAACCGCGGCGAGGUCGAGCGCGUCUCGAGAAUUGUGGAGACACUGAUCGUGGACAAGCAGAUUGCUCCGUCGCGGAUCGGUGUGAUCACGCCGUAUGCCGGCCAGAGAGACCUAAUUUCUGCCAGUUUCAAAGAAAACCUGCUCAUCAACCCGGAGAAACAGGAAGUCCAGGUCCAGGUCGACAAAGAGGACGUUGAGAGCGACUCCAAGGCCGCCACGGUGCACCAGGUGAACGGCAUUCUUGUUGCGUCGAUCGACGCGUUCCAAGGCCGAGAGAAAGAUUUUAUUGUCAUGUCGUGUGUGAGGUCCAACAGCGAGCGCAACAUCGGGUUCUUAAGAGAUCGCCGACGGCUUAAUGUGGCGCUGACCCGUGCGCGGUGCAGUCUGUUGUUUGUAGGCGACGCACACUGUUUGAAGGGUGAUCAGCUAUGGCAGUCUUACAUCGAAGGUCUGGAGCGGAAAAAUUACGUUCAGCGGAAAUUGGUGUACUGA
Molecule: messenger RNA, 2718 nt
Organism: Ogataea parapolymorpha DL-1
Lineage: Eukaryota; Fungi; Ascomycota; Pichiomycetes; Pichiales; Pichiaceae
Exons: 1
Coding region: 1-2718 (905 amino acids)
Biological process (GO): nuclear-transcribed mRNA catabolic process, nonsense-mediated decay
Cellular component (GO): cytoplasm
Molecular function (GO): ATP hydrolysis activity; RNA helicase activity
Source: RefSeq, a predicted model, not a curated record